Molecule: messenger RNA, 6322 nt
Organism: Anopheles moucheti
Lineage: Eukaryota; Metazoa; Arthropoda; Insecta; Diptera; Culicidae
Gene: Fur1
Product: furin-like protease 1, isoforms 1/1-X/2
Exons: 13
Coding region: 1271-6172 (1633 amino acids)
Biological process (GO): peptide hormone processing
Cellular component (GO): trans-Golgi network; Golgi membrane
Molecular function (GO): serine-type endopeptidase activity
Source: RefSeq, a predicted model, not a curated record
GGUCCGUCGGUGUGAUCUUGAAAAAAAGACAGAAAAGGAUAUUCUGUACUGGGGGCAGUGUUUUUUCCAACAAAUUUCGUACGCGUCCCCCUCCGUGUGGAAGUUAAAUUCUUAUCAAAAAGCGUCGAAGAACUUUCGUGAAUCAAAUUAGAAGCACACGCAAAGUGUGUAUGUACGUGUGUGUGUGUAUCGCAGUCCGGUGAAAAGUUUCUUCUUGUAGCGUUGCUGAUGUAAAGGAAAGGAAGGAAAAGACGUAAAUAACAGCACAAAAAAAAUGCAGCUCUAGUUGACUACAGGCGCCAUUGCAGACAUCCGGAAAACCGUCCUUAAUAAACACACGCAGCCGCCUCCGUCGAAGUGUAUCAAAAAGAGAAACCGAACUGCUUACUUCAGCACGAUGAAUCCAUUGGUCCGCAAACAAUCUGGGCAAGGAUGCCAAGAACGUUUAAUUGAUUGAUUAAAAACGGAUAAGGAUCGGGCGGAAAAUAAGGAAAUCGCCAGUCAACGGUACCACCGGGCGUGUGGGUGUUGCCGGUUUGCGAGAAAGCGAGAACAGAGGACCGAUGUAUAAUGCUCGCUGCUGUGUCCACGGGCUUGGGAAGCAAUAUUAAAAGUGGCUAUGAGCGGACGUCCUUGUUGGAAACACCCGGCAGUAGCCUCAAUUUUGUACGCUAUUUUACCAAACCCUCCGUUGGAGUUUUAAGAAGCAGAUCGACACGAUAAAUCAACCCAAAGCAGGUACUCUUCAGCCAACAUCUCUACGGCCAAGCAGAAGGUCAUCGAGCCGGACCUUGGUGGGAUGAAAUUAAUAAUAAUUAUGUUUUAAUUAAAUCAUCUUGAUUAUCCGUACCACUAGAGGAGGUAGAACGGCCAAGACUGGCGUAAGGCUAUUUGCUAGAAAUUUCUGGGAACGGAAAGCACACCCCGACUCAAGGCCUUCGACCACAUUCCCUCGUCCGUGUAGCCUUACUGCAAGAGUAGUUAUCCCGGUUCCUGGAAUCUUCACUCGAUCGCCGGCAGGACGACAAGCGUUCGAGCAUUUUCGGUGCACUAUGAGUUAAGUCAGUUGGAGUUAUCGGUUCCAUGACACCGUGUGGUGUGAAAAAGCUGUACUUGCUGCUAUUAUCAUCGAACGAUUACUGUGGUCUGAUAUAAAUACUUCACCGUCGAGUCUUCAUGCCGCAACGUGCAACGCGAGGGAGUUGCGGCUUUUAGGACAUUGUGUGCUGCGAUAGACCAUCCUAGCCGGACAGUGAUUUUUUGCUUCAAAAUGACUAUAGAGACUGCGCCGCAAAGCGAGCGUAAAACAUCAAGCAAACCCAACGAAAGCGGAACUGGCCAGCACAAUGCACUAUGGCCAUGCCGGCCCGUUACGUCCGAGUUACAAAUGCGGGAACGAAUUUCUAUGUGCAGCUACGCACCGGAUAGCAGCUACACAGGAUAUCGAUCGAUAUAUCAACUUUCGGAGGAUCGCAUUAGUGUAGCGUCAUCGGCUGCUAAAAGUGACAGUGAACACCAUUGGCUGCCGACAGAACUCGAUCGCGAUGGUACAGUAACGCGCAUCGCUUCCGAUUGCAGCGCUGGUGGCAGUGGCAGGAGUAGUUGUUCCAAUGCCGUUUUACUGUCACGGCGACCGCGAUGGCAUGCACUAUACCAGCAGCAGCACCUCUGUCCGCGAGCCUCUCAGUGGAGUCGCAUCAUCCAGUUUCAAUUAGGGCUAGUGUUAUCGGUAGUUUUAGUAUUAAGCGGCAUCAAUUCCGCGGUUAACUGUGAUGAAAAUGUAACGAUCGGUGUAAGUGGUGGGAAAGUAAACGUGGGGUUACUAUCAGGCAUUUUGGCUAACGUCAGCAGCAGCCACAGCGGUGAUAAAGCGAGCAUGUUGGAAUCGAAUGAAAUCGAAGAGAUUCUGGACGGAGUACUUCACUUCACACAUCACUGGGCUGUGCAUAUACCGGACGGAGAUCAGCAAGGCCUAGCUGACCGAGUCGCGGCCGAGCACGGUUUCAUCAAUCGUGGCAAGAUUUUCCACGAACACUACCACUUCGAGCACAGUCGACUGCACAAACGCUCGCUGAAUCCUUCCAAACCUCACCAGCAACGGUUGGAAUCGGACCGAAGAGUUCGUUGGGCGAAACAACAGAGAGCCAAAUCGCGUCAGAAGCGCGACUUCCGACCGUUGACGAAAUCGUACCAGCUGCCCAUCCAACUAAAUGACCCGAAAUGGCCCGAAAUGUGGUAUUUGAACCGCGGCAAUGGGCUGGAUAUGAAUGUGAUCCCUGCAUGGAAGGAAGGUGUAACGGGGACAGGAGUCGUGGUAACGAUUCUGGACGAUGGGCUGGAAUCGGAUCAUCCAGAUUUGGAGCAUAACUAUGAUCCCUACGCCUCGUACGAUGUAAAUAGUUCGGACAACGAUCCGAUGCCACAUUACGAUCUAACCGACUCAAACCGUCAUGGAACGCGGUGCGCUGGUGAAGUAGCGGCCACGGCGAACAAUUCGAAGUGUGCGGUUGGAAUUGCCUACGGCGCGAAAGUCGGUGGUGUGCGAAUGUUAGACGGAGACGUGACUGAUAUUGUGGAGGCUCGCUCACUGGGUCACAACUCACAGCACAUAGACAUCUACAGCGCCUCCUGGGGCCCGGACGAUGACGGGAAAACAGUGGACGGACCGGGAGAACUGGCAACGCGCGCCUUCAUUGAGGGCGUUCGUAAUGGACGUGGGGGCAAGGGUUCAAUAUUUAUCUGGGCUUCCGGCAACGGUGGUCGCGAGCAUGACAAUUGUAACUGUGAUGGCUACACCAACUCCAUCUGGACGCUUUCGAUAUCGUCCACGUCAGAGGAGGGUCAGGUGCCUUGGUUCUCGGAAAUGUGUAGCUCAACGCUAGCGACGACGUACAGUAGCGGAAACUCUAAUGAAAAGCAAGUGAUUACAACGGAUCUUCAUCAUACCUGCACUUCUUCCCACACGGGCACUUCGGCAUCGGCUCCUCUAGCAGCCGGCAUUGCGGCGCUGGUUCUAGAAGCCAACCGUAAUCUAACCUGGCGUGACCUCCAGCAUAUCGUCGUCCGAACGGCAAAACCGGCUAACCUAAUCGAUCCGAACUGGUCGGUGAACGGUGUCGGCCGAAGAGUGUCCCAUUCGUUCGGUUACGGCCUAAUGGAUGCAGCGGCCAUGGUCCGUUUGGCACGCACCUGGAAAACCGUUCCGGAGCAGCAGGUCUGCGAAAUCAACGCUCGACAUCUGGACAAACAAAUACCUCCCCGAACCAAAGUGAACAUGCAGCUGACCGUGGAGCACUGCAUGGGCGUGAACUAUCUGGAGCACGUACAGGCAAAAAUCACCCUCACUUCGCAACGCCGAGGUGAUAUCAAAAUUUUCCUGACCUCGCCAUCUGGAACGCGGGUCACGUUACUAACGCCAAGAUCUCACGAUUCGUCGCGGUCUGGGUUUAAUCAAUGGCCGUUCAUGUCGGUGCAUACGUGGGGAGAAGCACCGCACGGUACCUGGCAGCUGGAGAUCCACAACGAAGGUCGUUUGUUAGGAUACUCGGUUUUGCGAAGCUGGUCGUUGGUGCUGUACGGUACGAACAUUCCACCGGAUCCGAAUGAUCCAUCGAAUGUCUCGCGACCGUAUUCAACACCAUCGCCCGCACUGCCACCGAUUCUACCCGCCGCUGGGUUCAAAGGCUAUACGGUCAGCAGUGGAGGAUCAAAGAAUUACUACUCUCCGGCAUCAUCGUCGUCGACAUCUUCCUCGACUGGCACAGUAGGAAUGUCGGCUGUGUCUUCGUCCUCGGUCGCUUCAAAACCAAACCGCAAACAGCAACAGCUACAGUAUCAGACCCAGUAUCACCAAUCGGGUUCAUCGGUAUCGGUUCAAUACGGAAUAACUGCUGCCUACAGUAAUGGCGGUGGUGGUACCAGCAGUAGUAGCAGCAACAUGAACAACAACAACAACAACAACAGUGGCAAUAGUAAUCGUGGCAACAAAGGAAAAAACAACAAAAAUAAGUCGAAUAAGAACUCUUCGAAAACCACAACCGCACGGCCUUCGUUAGCGGUAGUUAACCAACAGACCGCGGUAAACAUGUACCUCCACAACUAUGGCGGCGGAAACACGAACGCUGGUGGGCGAAAAAACCCCUCCUCAAAGCAAAAGCCACCGCCACCAUUGCAAACUAUUAAUUACGGCAAAGGGGACAAAUACCAUGCGGUGACCUCGAAUACACAGGAUAAGCAGAUCGCUAUCAAGGCCCCGAAACAAGUCAAACAAAAUGGCUUUCAAUCCCCCUCGAAGUUACCCGCUUCCGUCCAAUCCUCUGCUUCGGCAGGGUCGGUUCGCAAGACCACAACCACCACCGCAACAACGGCUGCCGCUGGCAGUGGCACAUCAACAACGCUGUCAUCGUCUUCAUCGAUGGUACAGCAAGGUGCCACCAUGGUGGGGGGCAGUGUACUACCUUCCGGUAGCAUAGGCGCAUCAACGGUUUCGUUCGGUGGUAACACCGUAACGGCAAGCCCAGCAUACAAUGACCGCUAUCCGGCUGCAUCCUCCAUCAAUGCACGCAUACCGGAGGUCUUCCAGCAGUACGACAAAAUACAGCAGUUUUAUCCCGAGCUGCAGCCCUAUUCUUCCAUCCGGGAUGAACACGAUCCGCACGUGCCACCACUGUCCGAGGGAUCGGCAGGUCAAAUGCCACCGCUACCACCGCCGGUGGUGAAGCUUAAUUCUGCGACAAGUUCAAGCUCUGGCGCAAGCAACAACAACUUCCAAUUCCAAACGUCUGGCAAAGGGACGAUGAUUUCCGGUUCGAAACUAUCGGCACCAUCCGGGUUUGCGCCCGGUUCAGGUGGAACUUCUGGUGGUGCUUCUUCCCUCGGCAAACCGUCGCGUGCCAAAAUCUUUUUUCCCGACUCCGACAUCAUUGAUGCGAUACCGCGCAAAAUUUCGUCCAGUUUACAGCCAAUUCCACCCUCUUACGUGUCUUCGCCGUACUACAGUCGCACGCAGAGCUCCUUCAUUUCGUCUUCCAAUGACCAGAAGCACGGAAAGGCUCAAAUCACGCAAUGGGAUCUUAUAUUCUACGGUACGGAAACGCCUGCCCAGCCGAAUGAUCCUGUACGAUUCGGUAAACCUGGCUAUGACAGUAAUUUCGGCGGUGAAGUAGAACAUAACGCCCUGGAGUUUGAUAGUGGUGUCACGAGCGACCAGUGGCGAGAUAUGCAGCAAAUCGGUGAGGGACACAGCGAGGUACAGCGGACCUCAUCCAACGACGUGACGGCGGUAUCCUGCGCACGAUUUGAUGCCGCCAGCUGCAUAGAAUGCAAAGCAACCGCGUACCAUUACAAAGGCCACUGCUAUAUUCAAUGUCCCCCGGGGACGUAUCCCUCGGCACCGAUUGCUUCGGAAGUUAAUGGUGCGUCCCAUCAAGCGGACAUCGACGAAAUAGCAACCAACGGUCAGCGACCACUGCCACCGUCAUCGCUUCGCCGACGCCGAGAGCAACACGUGGUCGAUGCGCUGAUGAACAGCCUUUCGCCUAACACCUCCAACCGGCCGAAUUCCACCAGCGGCAACCUCCCCCGAUGCCUCCAGUGCCAUACCACCUGCCUCAAAUGUACCGGUCCGAAGGCGACCGACUGUACCGAGUGUCAGGCUGCCUUCCGCUCCCAACCGAUUGCAUCCGGUGGCGAAAGUCACAUUUGUGUGUCAAUCAACGACAAGCGGGGCCAGCAGUUGGGUGCCUCGAGUAAUGGUUCUUCUGGUCAACCGAAAACAUCCGAGGCCGGUUUAUCGCCAACGACGCAACCCGCCGUAACAGGUUCCGAUCCGGCCCAACACAACUACCUCCCGUCCGUGCUGUUUCUUGGCGCAGUGCUUGGGGUUGCAUUCGUUGCAAUUUACGUGCUUUGGCUGCAUUGCUUCCAGGGUACGCCCGGCAUCGGCGAUCUCACCGGUGCUGCCAGUGCGCUUGUCGGUGACAGUGGUGGCGAUGGUGGAGGUGGCGCUGGGUUGGCCAGCAUUCGGUACGAUCGAGUGCACACCAACGAACAGCCGGACGAGGACGAACCGUUCGAAGACGAUGAUGAAAGUGCGAGCAGUGACGACGAUGACGAGGGUGACUUGUUGUCCGUUUCGAUCGUCGCCCAAACUAUCGCUUCCAUCGAACGGUAAAACGGACGAAACGUACAAGCAAAAUGCAUAUUACGGACACGCGUACAUCAACGAACUAAAGGGAACAAAGGGAAAACUUAAAUCAAGGUAGUAAGGAGCACAGGAAAAGUAAAGCUCUUUUUCCUUUUUAUUGUGUACUUGAGUUAAACA